Molecule: messenger RNA, 2283 nt
Organism: Prorocentrum cordatum
Lineage: Eukaryota; Dinophyceae; Prorocentrales; Prorocentraceae
Source: the annotation of a GenBank genome assembly
GAGGUCGCGCGGCGCGCGUCGCCGCUGAUGUGGGCCAUCGCGACUGCGCUGGGGAAGGCGACGUCGCUGCGCCCCUCCUGCGUGCACGUCCACAUCCUGCUCCUCAUUGCGACGACGUUGGGCGCCGCCCAGCUCAAGUGCGGCGGGAUCCUUGCGCGCCACUGCAACCUGCUCAUGCUGCAGCACGGCGAGUCGGGAGAUGGCAAGUCCAUUGCCUUGUGGCUCGACGUUCAGAUCCUGUCCUACUACGACCAGGGGAGGGAGGCCCGCGCCAAGCGGAGGUACGAUGCCGCUGUCGAGAGGCAUGAGCGAGACCCGGAGACCGAACCCAAACCAGAAAAGAAGCCAGAGAAGGAUUCCAUUUUCAACAAGGGUAUCUUCAUUGGCCUUGGAGGGUUCAUGCAGGCGCAAGAGGAUACCGCGUUCCUGGCGCUGCACGAGGGGAAGACGCGGCUGCCCCAGACGUUCGACAGUGGGGCUGGCGGCGGCAUUGAUGACCUCGACCAAAUCCACGACCACGACCUCUACAAGAAUCACCCCGGUAACAGCCAAAACAGGUUCCGCGUCAGGAGCCCGCACUUGCGCGGGGCAGUCAUGAUGCACAUCGAAGACGUUUAUGACCAGGCGCAGAAACUAGACUCAACAGCGGGCAUGAUGCGCUUCCUCGUGGGCCACUUCAUCGCGGUGGUCAACAAGAUCUUGCCCGAUUUGCCCCCGCCGCAGCUUGCCCGGAUCCUCGAUAGCGACCCGAAUUACUUCAACGAUCUGACCUACGACGACGUCGUGGAAGAGCGCCGUGACGAGAGGGGCUCGAGCGACCGCUUCUCCAGAGUUCGCGGGAUGCACUUCCUGCCCUGGGCCCCAGAAAUCAAGGAGCACUUCCGCACCGAGUUCAAGAAGUCUGCCGAUUUCGUCCGCGGCGAGGCCCGGGGGUCCAAUGGGGAAAACGAGGACAGCGGAUAUUCCGCCGUCCGGAAGGACAUGACGCGGACGCUCCAGUUCAUCCCGCCGAUCGACGCGGGGGAGAAAGUGGUGGGCUUCCUCCUGAGGAAGGCCGGCAAGAGUGAUAACCAGGUACAGGAGAUGACUGGGGAGGAGAUUGUGGAAUGUUUGGGAAAGCAUGCCCACGCGAACAUCGAUGCCCUCUUGGACGACUUGGACCCGUCCCACAUUCCCCCCCAGGUGACGCGGCCAUCAGUUGACGCCGCCGUGGCGUUGGGGGACUGGUUUGCCAAGAACUUCCAGAUGACGGUGCGCGCCAAGGAGGUAACCAAAGACUUCAUGGAGGCCCGCACGCGUUUCGCAUCCAUGCCGCCCCCCACCAUCGCGUCUGCGGAAAGGCUCGUAGGGCGUGAUAUCGUGUCUAAGGUGAACCCCAUGCUGACCUUGCAGCGCAUCGCCAACAACCGGAACGUUAAAGCUUUCGCGCAGAACCCCUUCACCACCGACGCCGACAUCAGGGCUUUGCAGCUGGAUUGCGUCAUUCUGACGCACAUGGGCUUCCUCCUCGUCGCAGACGGUCGCGUCGCUGUGGCUGCGUACGCGUCCGACAGCGAGAGCUUCGUGAGAGCCGCCAACCGCGUGAUGAAGUGGGACCCCAGCCUCGUCCUCCGCGACCUGCGCGAGUUGGCGCCCGAGGACGCUGCGGGCGCGCGCGAGGAGGGGGGCCAAGGCGUGGCCGAUCAGAUCUGCCAAGGCUUGAAGGACAUGCUCGACGGCAAGCCGGUGGAUCUUGACCAGCUCCGCGCUCUGGAGGCCCCUCUCGUCGCCGAGGUGCGCGGCCAGAGCGUGCCGGCGUCGCAGGUGGGCGCCCCCCCGCCCGUGGGCCCGCCGAGCCAGCUGGGCGCUCUCGGCCGCGACAGCGUCGGGGCCCCGCUGGCGGAGGACAGUUUCGAGGAGGAGCCUGGGCUCAAGAAGAGGAUCCUGGUGUCUACCCUGAGCAGCGCUCAGAACCCGCACGCGUCUGCCAAGAACAAGUCCUCGUUAACUGGGGCCACCCCAGAGGCCAUCGAGAGUUCCAUGCGCCUGAUGAUUCGGUUCGCCGACGCCGCUGGCUUCGGGGCGUUCCAACACGGAGGGUCCGCGGCGCAGAUGCACCGGGUGCCUGCCGAGCACAGAGACGCUGUUUACCAGGAGCUCCAAUCACGCUUGGGCCUCACGCCAAAAGGCACAAAGAAGAUGAAGGAUGCAAAUGAUGCUCGGGUGCCGUCGUCGGACUUCGACUUGGCAAACUUCAUGAGCAAAGCCUCCCUUCUGGGGGACAUCUUGAAGAACGCUGCCUGA